AUGAAAUUGAUGUUCAUCACAGUCGCCUUGUUGGCGAUCGCCGCAGUAUCAUUUGCUGAGGAGGCUACGGAGAAAAAGGUAUCUACGGAGAAAAAGACGGAACUUAGCGAAAAUGGUACGGCUGUGCUCGACAAACUUCGUGCACUUCGCAAAGAGGAGGAGUCCCUGCUUGAUAAAAUCGAAAACGACAAUGACAGACUACUUAUCAACAAGGUUUUCAAGAAAGAACUUGAAGCCGAGGAAACCGAAGUGAAAACAGUACGAGUGAAACGACGCGCUAACAGACGUGCCGCCGCCAGACGUGCCAACCGAAGACGCUUCGCUCGUCGUCUUCGUCGCAACCAGCGUCGUGCCGCACACAAACGACGCGCCCACGCUCGCCGUCACCAGAGGAACCUUCGCCGCGCCGCCAGAAAAAUCCGCCGCAUUCAACGCCGAGGAUAG
Molecule: messenger RNA, 444 nt
Organism: Cooperia oncophora
Lineage: Eukaryota; Metazoa; Nematoda; Chromadorea; Rhabditida; Trichostrongylidae
Source: the annotation of a GenBank genome assembly